AAUAACACGCGUUCUGAGCGAACGACCGAACUGGAGAGCUACGAUAUCCAACAAUUACAGAUGUGAUACAAUGCGAUUAUUUAUAUGUGAUACUGCAUGGAAAGAACCAUGUCUGAAGCGGGGACUUCAACUGAAAGGAAAAACUAUCGCUGUCAUUGGGGACUCCUCAGUAACUACAGAUAUUUAUCUCGGAAAGCUAUGCUCCUACGUACUGUGGAGAACGCCAGAACAAGAAAGAAGAAGCAAAAUACAAAUCAAAUCCCCAAUAAGAAGAGAAAAAGGACAGAGGAUGAAAAAGAAGCACUGGACACAGCUCAAAGAUUAAAAAAGAUACAGUUAUGUGAAUGGCCCACAGGCACCGAAGUUGAUAGUGCUUUAAAAUCCACAGUCCCAAAGACUCACGGUGUUACAUUUGGUCUGCCAUUGCCCGCUAUUGUUGAGGAUUUUAUAAAAACUGCUUCUGGCAACAACAGGGUAGACAACCAGAAUAUUUCGGUUGACAGAAAGCAGGUUGCGACAGCUCUAAGAGAACAAUGGGAGUUAGACAGUGGUUUCUCGUCUGAGACCAGUCCUCCGGCUAGCGGUCGCUGUACGCCCUGCCACAAUAUGUGUCCGACCACCAUGGUGGCCAUGGACUGUGAGAUGGUUGGUACGGGGCCAGGCGGGCGCACCAGUGAAGUUGCACGUUGCAGCCUAGUGGAUUACCAUGGCAACGUCCUUUACGAUAAGUACAUUCUUCCUCGCCAUCCCGUGACUGACUACAGGACCCGAUGGAGUGGCAUCCAAAAGCACCAUUUUCAGAACGCUCAGCCAUUCCCCGAGGCAAGGACUGAGAUUCUACAAAUACUGGAGGGGAAAGUUGUGAUUGGCCACGCUCUGUACAAUGACUUUCAGGCCUUGGACUUCAUGCACCCAGGUCAUAUGGUCAGAGACACCAGUGGCACAAGUCUACUUAGGCGACUGGCGGGCUUCUCCAUUAAGCGCUGCGUAUCGCUUAAGAUCCUGGCCAACAGCCUUCUUAACAGGCAAAUACAGGUUGGAAGAAAGGGCCACAGUUCAGUGGAGGAUGCCCUGGCUUCCUUGGACCUGUACAAGCUAGUUGAGGAGGACUGGGAACAGGAAAUGCGAGAGAGGAUGAGGGACCGGGAAAGUGGUGCCGUUUCAGACCCCGCUACCUCCAACCACUACAUGCAGGACAAGUACUGGCCUGAGGUCUUGACAGAGGACGCUCUAUGAGAGGCCAGUUUCUGGGACUGAUGGGGAAUGUUCUAGGUCAGGGGAUUCAAGUCAAAACCAAUUGGUCUUCUGACUGGCUGUUGACUGAAAUAUGUGAACAAGAUUUCAGGUCUUUCCCUAUCCGCGGUGUCCUGAGGAAAGUUUGUCAAGCUACGACUCCGAGUUGAAUCUAGAAAGUCUUGUCACGUGACCAGGCUACCGUGGUGACAGCGGAUUGUCCUUAAAGGUGAACUGCACUGCUGUGUCGUGUUGUCAGUCACGAAGCAUUGUGCAAAGUCGGAAAAUAUAUCAAAUAAUCUCUUGUGUUUUUUCUUUAGUCUUAUUUAAUCCUUUUGAAAAAAGAAUCCUAUAUACCACAAACUCUUAAGGUGCUUCAGUGUAAUAGCAAUACUAAUCAGCAUUUAGGUUUCGACCCAACCAAUUUGUCUGAUAUACCCUGACUUUCAAUGAGCAUCCAGCACCCAAGUGACCUCGCUUUACAAUGGAUGGAUAGGCUUUAGUUUUGAAUGGUCUUGUUUGUAAGUGCAUAAAGUUUGAAUUACCAUGCAGGUAAUUGCCCCACUUAUCAACAUUAAAAGGCUGUUUACUUGUAUGAAAUGUUUUUUGGGAGCAUCAAAUGGAGCUUUGUAUUGUUGUAUUAUGAGAUUUGCAUGGAGUUUUAGAGGUUGUUGUUUAAAUAAUCAGGUUUUCUUUGCAGACCUUAUUAGUCUUAUGUGAGACGUGUUGGAGUUGAAUUUCAGUAAUUGCUGCUCUUAAGUGUUGAAUUUGAAUGCACAUGCAAUGUGUUGCACUUACAUUAAAUCAUGGUUCUUUCUGAGUGGGCACACAGACCUUAAUGAAGGUGCUAUGCAGGGUGUUACCUUUUUAGGUUGAACAUAAGUUAUGUUUGCUUUAAUGACUGCUUAACUUGAUGUUAACAAUUUCUUGCUUGAAAUUACAACAUUGCAGGAUGACAUUUCUCAUCCGAACUGGUCCAUGCCUCCUAAUUGUGAACCACACUGGCAAACUGACAUUUUAUAUUGAUGUUCUGUGACAACCCUGCUUUAUUCCAUGUUUUUAUUGCAUUUAUUGGAAUAAAAUGAUUUACUUAACUUA
Esox lucius (northern pike) is the source of this 2331-nucleotide messenger RNA. RefSeq names its product interferon stimulated exonuclease gene (gene isg20). The record is from RefSeq and is a predicted model, not a curated record. Gene Ontology annotation, molecular function: 3'-5'-RNA exonuclease activity; nucleic acid binding. Gene Ontology annotation, cellular component: nucleus. The transcript is spliced from 4 exons. NCBI's taxonomy places the organism in Eukaryota, Metazoa, Chordata, Actinopteri, Esociformes, Esocidae. Bases 97 to 1236 code for a protein of 379 amino acids.